Molecule: messenger RNA, 519 nt
Organism: Oikopleura dioica
Lineage: Eukaryota; Metazoa; Chordata; Appendicularia; Copelata; Oikopleuridae
Source: the annotation of a GenBank genome assembly
AUGAAUUUGGAUGAAUAUGUUGUUUCUUACGGCGAAUUUGGAAAGUGCGACAACUGUGAAAAUGCAUCUGAAGAAACUGCUUGCAUAAGAGGAAAAAGAUAUUGCAAGGACUGCAAGAAUGAGAAGCAGCCGAAAUCUUCAGCCGAAUUUCAAGAGUCGGAUGCAACAUUCAAAUGUCGCGAAAGAGCCUGUUCUGCGGACAACCUUUCAUAUCGAGAGUGUGCGAUUGGUGUUUGCUGUGAAACUGCAUUGAAGAGUGAUCCUGGUAAUGAUACUUAUUAUUAUCAUUGUGAUGAUGACGAUGAACCAGAAGCAAAGAAGAAGAAGCAAAAUGAAGACAACGAAAAGCCUUCUUGCAAGGUCUGCUUCUUUCCCUUCGACAACGAUCAUCCUGAAGCUGUGAUCAUCCCAUGCGGCCACAAAGCCUGCUUCAACUGCAUCUCCAAGCUUCCUGAGAAAGACUGUCCUAGCUGCCGCGCAAAGUUCUCCGAUGAGAAUGUUUACAAGGUUUACAACUAA